Molecule: messenger RNA, 978 nt
Organism: Stylonychia lemnae
Lineage: Eukaryota; Ciliophora; Spirotrichea; Sporadotrichida; Oxytrichidae
Source: the annotation of a GenBank genome assembly
AUGAUAACCAACAAACCAAUAAAUUACACUGGCUACAGGAAAGACUUUUAGAAUUUCUAAGUUUAAUAACAACAAGACCUUGCUCCAGCUGUUGUCUAGUAGUAAUAUUAAAGAGAGGAUAGCGACUAUUUAAGAAGACUAUAAUAAAACGACGCAUCUGUGAUACCUCAGAAAUACUCAUAGAUUAUGAAAUCUCAAAGAAUGAUAAGGGAUAUGAUGCCUGAAUAGCCGAAAUUUAUAAGAGAUAAUAUGGCGAUUAACGAUAUUAAUGGAGACAAAAGGCAAAGUGUAUACAAAACAGUUGCAAGAGAUAUACUGAGUACAAAGGACAUUGAUGGUAGUCAUCCUAAAAACUAACAAUUUCUGAAUAAAAACUAUGACACUUUAGAUUACACAGACGUUAGCAAAAGAAGGUAAACCAAUUUUGGGCAAAGAAACCCUUUAGAUCCUGUCUAUUUUUUGAUAAAUCAAGACGGCUAAAAAGUAUCAUAUGGCUAAAUAGAAGGCAAACCAACAUCUGUUAUCAUGAAUAAAUUCGAGCAGGCUUCAUAAAACUUAGACUAAGGAUCGAGCUACAAGCAAAGGUUCAAUGUUUAUGGAAAGGAAAUAGCUCCGAGAGAUGCUUUGAAAACUGAUGAUAUUGAGGGAGCCUAGCCUAAACAAAACAGAAAUUUGACAUUUAAACACUCGACUAGAUAGAGUGAUCCAUUAAACCCUAACUAUAUUUACCCUGGGUUCAAUGAUGUGCAAUAAUAUAUAGAAUAGUAAUAGUAGUUGAAAAAUAAUAAUGAACUCAGGAAAAACCAAAGCAUGCAAAAUUUGAAUUCUAAAGAUAUGAUGUAAAAUUAGAAUCAAUUGGAUAACCAGACUUUUCAUGGAAAAUUGACAAGAAAUGAAUCUAUGCCUAAUAUAAAUAAUAAUCAUAAUUACAGCAGGACUUAGCUUUUCCAAGGAGAGAACAAUAGAGUGCUUUUGUGA